AUGAGGAGUGGAGGUGGGGGGGUGGCCGCAGCGUCCCCUCUUACUAACCCCCACAUCCCCACCCCCAAUCAACCAACCCCCUGUAACCUCACCCCCCAUUUCAACCGCCCCCUGGAACCGCACUCCCUCCCCCCCUUUCUUCCUCCAGACCCCUCCCCACCCACGAUGAUCCCUGUCCAGUUCUUCACAGGUGGGGAUGCUGGUCACAGGUGGGGCUGCUGGUCACAGGUGCCUGGUGCUGGCGGCUGGCGCUGGAGCUGGUGCCUGGUGCUGGCGGCUGGUGCUGGUGCUGGUGCCUGGUGCUGGCGGCUGGCGCUGGUGCUGGUGCCUGGUGCUGGCGGCUGGCGCUGGCGCUGGUGCCUGGUGCUAGCGGCUGGCGCUGGUGCUGGUGCCUGGUGCUGGCGGCUGGCACUGGUGCUGGUGCCUGGUGCUGGCGGCUGGCGCUGGUGCUGGUGCCUGGUGCUGGCGGCUGGCGCUGGUGCUGGUGCCAGGUGCUGGCGGCUGGCGCUGGCGCUGGUGCCUGGUGCUGGCGGCUGGCGCCCGUGCUGGUGCCUGGUGCUGGCGGCUGGCGCUGGUGCUGGUGCCUGGUUCUGGCGGCUGGCGCAGGUGCCUGGUGCUGGCGGCUGGCGCUGGUGCUGGUGCCUGGUGCUGGCGGCUGGCGCUGGUGCCUGGUGCUGGCGGCUGGCGCUGGCGCUGGUGCUGGUGGCUGGCGCUAGUGCUGGUGCCUGGUGCUGGCGGCUGGCGCUGGUGCUGGUGCCUGGUGCUGGCGGCUGGCGCUGGCGUAGGCACGGGCAGAGGUGGUGA
Molecule: messenger RNA, 804 nt
Organism: Closterium sp. Naga37s-1
Lineage: Eukaryota; Viridiplantae; Streptophyta; Zygnematophyceae; Desmidiales; Closteriaceae
Source: the annotation of a GenBank genome assembly